AUGCCGGAAUUCUUCCCAAUUGGAGAAAAGGAUUGUUUGUUGAAUAAGAAGUGCACGUCGUUCGGUGUCUAUCAAAACUAUUGUUGUGGGAUUACUAUGAACGAAUGCUGUGGAGCCGUCACCAUAGCGGGAUGGAUUUUGGCUGGUGCACUAGUCGCUAUAAUUGUGAUCGUGGUUUUCCUCGUUGUGUGCAAGCGAU
This is a messenger RNA of Cooperia oncophora, 199 nucleotides long. The record is from the annotation of a GenBank genome assembly. NCBI's taxonomy places the organism in Eukaryota, Metazoa, Nematoda, Chromadorea, Rhabditida, Trichostrongylidae.